AUGCGCAAUGAUCGUCCUUCCCGCAUCCUCACGCGACGUUCGAACGGUAGCUCUAGAGAAAUUCUCUGCAUAGUGCGCGAAAAUGAUGACGCCGAGUGGUUUGAUGAAACUGAUGUUGAUCUUCAACAAAGCACAGUGCCAACAACUAACUUGCAAGAUGCUUAUCCAGUUAUUGGUGUUGAACAAAGCCUUGUUAAUCCGUGGUCCGAGGACACUGCUCAUUAAAUAAUAAUAUUCAUAAAGUUUUUCGCAUUCCUUUCAUUAUUUUUGUCAAUCAAAAAUAACCUGCAAGUCCUGUAAUCUUUCUGUCUACCUCUAGACAUUAUUGUACUCUUUAAUUGUGUAUAAUACAAUUAGAAAAUUAAGAUUCAUUGUAAGUACUAAAAAUACACGGGAUAUAUGGGGAGGGGGGGGGGGGUAGUCUUAACCUCACCAUGUAUCACUAUGGGGGAGGGGAGGUUAAAAAAUGCCAAAAAAAAACAUCACGUGAUUAAUGGAUUAAUGGACGGCACCUUAGACCAGCGUUUUAAGAAGCUGGCAUUUAGAUUUGAUGCGCCAAGUUAUGAGUCUGCCAAAGAUGCAUUAAAAACUGAGCUGCAAAACGAGUUCAACUGUCAACAGCAACCUAUAGAACCUACUGAGUCAACGUUAGCUAUAUCAACUAGCAACACUGACGCUGAUAUGAAUUCAAUUUGGAAAGAUUUUGACACUCUGGUGACGUCAGCGUCAACUUCAAACACUGUAGUUUGCAGCAGUAUUAUUACUAUGAAGCAAUAUUUAGAAGAAAGAAUUAUACCCCGAAAUGAGUGUCCUUUGAGAUGGUGGCAGGCGCGGGCAAUACUAUACCCGGAGCUCUCAAGUUUGGCUGAUAAAUAG
Diatraea saccharalis (sugarcane borer) is the source of this 876-nucleotide messenger RNA. The record is from the annotation of a GenBank genome assembly. NCBI's taxonomy places the organism in Eukaryota, Metazoa, Arthropoda, Insecta, Lepidoptera, Crambidae.